This is a messenger RNA of Carassius auratus (goldfish), 3491 nucleotides long. RefSeq names its product poly (ADP-ribose) glycohydrolase, like (gene pargl). The transcript is spliced from 16 exons. Gene Ontology annotation, biological process: nucleotide-sugar metabolic process; ATP generation from poly-ADP-D-ribose; regulation of DNA repair. Gene Ontology annotation, molecular function: poly(ADP-ribose) glycohydrolase activity. Lineage: Eukaryota; Metazoa; Chordata; Actinopteri; Cypriniformes; Cyprinidae. Gene Ontology annotation, cellular component: cytoplasm; nucleus. Bases 437 to 2344 code for a protein of 635 amino acids. The record is from RefSeq and is a predicted model, not a curated record.
UCCGUUUUAGCUCAGUAUCUCCAGCUCAUCGGUUCUCAGUAUGUCGAAUAUGUUCGAAAGAAAAAGGCUCUCGCUUCAGUAUAACGUUACUGUUGACUCGAGUAAAGCUCCGUUCGCUCGAUAGUACACGAACGCUCAUGUAUAAGUCAGCUGCUCGUGUUCAUCGGUCCUCUCAGUCUAUACAGCUUUUUUAAAGUGCUGUUGGCGUUACAGGAGUAACAUUAACUCCAGGAUAUUGGUUUAGAGUCGUAGGGACUGUAAGGCAUGUCUGAAAAAGACAUGAACGAUUCAGUCCGAUUUGGUGAACCGGUUCAAUAAAAAGAACCGGUUCAAAAGAACGAUUCGUUCGCAACACGGACAUCAACAGUUCACUUUCGUCCAUGUCACACGAGCAAUCACAACCACAUCAACAACACGGACUAUUACAGCCGAUCAAAUGUCACACAACAACAGUGAUGGAGUGAAGGGAUGCAUGAAUCAGACGAAUAACAGUGGAAACACUGAUUCAUCAUCAAGAGGAGAAUCCAAGCAAUCACAGCUUAAUUCUGCAUGGGACACCAGCAAGCAAAGAUCUAGUGUGAAUGGAAGGGAAGGGGGACAAGAAAGAAGGCCUGCAGCUGGUGAGAAUGCAGAGAAAACGACCAGAGAUGCCAAAUCCGCUGAGGUUCAAAACCCCAAACCAAACCAUAGUACAUCUGGAGAAGGCAGCUCAAACCAGCCCUCUCAAAGUGCAUCAAUGGACUCUUCAGAUGUUUCCUCAGUCGUUUCCAGUUUAGGAACAAGACCAAAGCCUUCGAUAGAGCUGGGGCCCACAUAUCCCAUCCGGAACCUCAAAACGAUGCAAGACUUCUACAAAGAGUUUGACCAGCCACUUCUGAAGAAAGAACAUACAAUACUGAUAGAUCUGAAAUGUUUCCAAAGUGGUGUAAUUGUUCCUCAUCAAGGGACUGAUGUUUGGGAUCAACACCAUGUGAAGUUCCCACAUCUGUAUCCACGGCCUCCAUCCCAUCACAAGUCCCACGCACAACCCUCUCGCUGGGAGGUCACCCGUCGGGCGUUGCUCAGUCUCACCAAAGGCAGUAACUCUAUUGGGGAUGUUCAGACUGCAAUUAUGUCUUACAAUUCCAGCAACAAGGACAAAUGGACAUUUGAUGCACUUUAUAAUUAUGGUCAGCGCUUGCAAACAAUGGACAAUAAUCUCCAUUUGCUGAUCCCAAAGAUGGCCAAACUAGCUCUUAAUUUACCUGAACUCAUUAAAAAGCCCAUCCCUCUCCUGCGACAGCAACAGAACCAGGGCAUAACGAUGUCUCAGCAGCAGAUUUCCUGUCUGUUAGCAAACGCCUUCUUCUGCACCUUUCCUCACAGGAACGACACUAAACCUGGUUCAGAAUACGCCAACUACCCUACCAUCAACUUCAGCAGUUUAUUUGCUAACAAGACAGACCCAACAAAAUUAGACCUAAAGGCAGAGAAACUGAGGGCCAUAUUCCAUUACUUCAACACAGUGACAAAUGAUGAAGAACCAGCAAAACCAGAUGGACUGGUAACUUUUGAAAGGAUUAGCAUUCCACCAUCAAAGCUCCCUAAUUGGAACACAACAAAGGUUCCCCUGAGGAACCUUCACAUCUCUCCAGAAGGAUCCAUUGAGAAUGAGGGCACAGGGAUGCUGCAGGUGGAUUUUGCCAGCAGAUUUAUUGGUGGUGGGGUGCUGGGAUCAGGAUUGGUUCAGGAGGAGAUCCUCUUCCUCAUGAGUCCAGAGCUCAUCGUGGCCAGACUCUUCACUGAGAAACUGGCUGAUAACGAGUGCCUCAAGAUCACAGGUCCUCAGAUGUACAGCUAUACUUCUGGCUACAGCAAAACCUUUUCUUGGGUCUGCCCAUAUGAUGAUCGCACAAAGCGGGAUAUCUGGAAGAGACGUUAUCGGCAGGUUGUUGCCAUCGAUGCACUUGACUUCAAGAACCCGAGGGAACAGUACACUAAAGACAACAUAAAACGAGAACUCAACAAGGCGUUUGUGGGAUUCCACGGAGACGUGAAAACAGCCAUCGCAACGGGCAACUGGGGCUGCGGCGCCUUUAAAGGAGAUCCUAAACUCAAAGCUCUCAUCCAGUUGAUGGCUGCUGCGGUGAACGGACGAGACAUGGCUUACUUCACCUUUGGCAAUAAAGAACUUGCAAAAGAAAUACAAACAAUGCAUGAGAAGCUGACCAUGAAAAAAGUGACCGUGGAUAAACUGUACAACUGGUUGAAAGAUUUCUCUGCAUACUACGCUCGUGAACAUCACUUCCCAAAAGAUCUAUAUGGAUUCAUCAGUGAGAAGAUCGAUCAUAAGGCUAGUUUGUAAAUCUGCCUGGCUGCUCAGAGAUAUAUACUGUACAAGCUCACUUCAGAGGACAGUAGUCAAAAACUGUUCAGCAGUAAUAAAUAUGUAAAGCUACUUUUGAAUGUGUCAGAUUUCUGAAGGAUCAAAGUAAUGAAGUUAACAAUCAUAAAAAAAAAAACUGCUGUAUAGAAUGUAUUUGUUGUUGGACCACAGGUGUCAUUUAAACUUAAUUGUUUACAUUAAAACAAAUUAUAGUCUGUCACAAAUCAUAUUAAUCAAAGGCCUUAGUAUCAUCUAAAAGUGCACAAGUGCUCAUGUAAAAAUUUUUCUUGCAUCAGUUAUUAGUACAAACAAGCAAACAGACUGAACUUAGUAAAUCUGCAUAGAUAGGCCUCUCAUACCUACUCUCAUAUCUACUGUACAGUGCAAAUCAAACCUGUGCUUUGGUCAGGACAUUCCUAGCUGCCAGUCUGGCCUCUAACGCUAGCAGCAGGGUGCGAGUUUCCUGAAAAACGAGGGAUGGAAAUGAAGUGAGUGGAUGGGGUGAGGUGGUUAGGACUGGCCCUGGAAGGCAUUCAGGUUAAAGGCUUUGUUUAAGAACCGCUCCAGCUCCAGCUCCACAAGAUGAGUUUUCUUGUUGCCUGAGGAAGGGGCAGUUCCAGGCUCUCGGCCGGCAUACCUGAGAAGAACAUGUAAAUAGAAAACUUAAAUGCACGUUUUCAUUUAGCAGACGCUUUCAUCCAAAGCGACUUACAAUUGACGUCUAACAUGUUUUAUUAUUACAUGACUUACAUGCAUUAGCAAUGCAAAGGAUAAUUGGGUACAAAUACUGUUGCAUGAAUGCAUAGCAUCCAGCAUCUUUUGGGCAGUUUAACUGUUCAGGACCAGUAAGGGACUCAUGAACAACCGGCUGUGGAUCAUCCAGGUAACAACAAAGUAUUGAGAAUCAAGCAUAUGUAAACUUUUAUAUUGGGUCAUUUUUGUAAAUUCAACUAUUCUUUUCUCUUGUGGGCUAUAUGUGAAUGUCUUUUAUGUUAAAUAUCUUAUUCUACUAUCUUUUAUUUUGGUAAAACAAAUAACAUUUUCCAGAAUUGUUUGUCCUUUUUGACCACAACUGUAUAUAUUUCUUUCCAUCACAAUAAUACAAUGCAAAUGUAAAUUUCCUUGA